CGUCUUUUAUCCACAAAAAGAUUUCUUCAAAAAUUAAAAAAGAAAAUUCCAAAACAUUGAAACAUCAACAUCAUAGUAAUAACUUCGUAAACUCCGUCAAUUACAACCUCAAUUCCUCCGAAUUCUAUAAAUAAAUAACCCCCCCCAUAAUGCCUUCAUUACAUUCAACAUUCUCCAACAACCAUGAACGGCGGCGCCGCCUCUUCCUCUGGUGACGCCACCGUCCUCAAACGCAGACACACCACUACCAAUCAAACCAAUCACUCUAACCAGAAAAACCCAAUGCCGAAGAAUUCAUCUUCUUCUCUUUGUUCUCUAUAUUCAUCAGCUUCCUUCCUGAAAUGGACAAUCUCAGAUGUUGUACACGUGGCAACACAUCAUUGGAUGCCGUGUUUGUUUGCUUGUGGUCUUUUAUUCUUCAUGGCUGUGGAAUACACGCUCUUUAUGGUUCCUUCUUCUUCUCCACCGUUUGAUUUGGGUUUUGUUUUCACGCGUUCUCUUCAUCGUGUUCUUGAAUCUUCUCCUCAGCUCAAUAAUGUCCUAGCUGCUCUUAAUACGGUGUUUGUGUUAAUGCAAACGAGUUAUAUAUUAUGGACUUGGUUUAUUGAAGGAAGACCUAGAGCAACAAUCUCAGCUCUUUUCAUGUUUACAUGUCGUGGGAUUUGUGGCUAUUCCACACAGCUCCCAUUGCCUCAGGGUUUUUUGGGUUCUGGCGUGGACUUUCCAGUUGGGAAUGUAUCAUUUUUCCUGUUUUUUUCUGGUCAUGUGGCGGGUUCGGUGAUAGCUUCAUUAGACAUGAGGAGGAUGAAUAGGUGGGGGUUGGCAUGGACUUUUGAUUUGUUGAAUGUGUUGCAAGCUGUGAGAUUACUUGGUACAAGAGGCCAUUACACUAUUGAUUUGGCUGUUGGGUUAGGUGCUGGCUAUAUAUUUGACUCUUUAGCUGGUAAGUAUCUUGAAGAUAGCAAGUUGAAAAUAGCUAAAAAUAGUGUCAAUGGUCAUGCCUCCAAACAUGAUUUGGUUGCAUGAACAAUUUGACACUUUAGCCAAAAGGGAAACACAAAAAAAGGAUACUAGAGAAGUAGACAAUACAAUGUGUGAAUGUGUGGAUGGGAGAUGAUUUUGUCGAAGCCGUGAUUUUGUUGUAGCUCUAAAGUGUAGUUUUUGUCAAAAUCGCGGUAGCUCAUCAUGAUUUUGCCGAUGUUAGGAUCCAAACAUGAGGAAGAGUUUGAAUUGUAAUUGUAAAGCAAAUAAGAAAAAAGCUUAAAGAGUGAAAUCAUGUGUGAGUAGUAGUUGUUUUUAAUUGUUUAAUUAACGUGUAAUUUCAAUAAUUUAUUUAUUUCACUAUAUGACUAAGAAUUUCAUGCUUUGUCUGCA
Molecule: messenger RNA, 1374 nt
Organism: Medicago truncatula (barrel medic)
Lineage: Eukaryota; Viridiplantae; Streptophyta; Magnoliopsida; Fabales; Fabaceae
Product: phosphatidylcholine:diacylglycerol cholinephosphotransferase 1
Exons: 3
Coding region: 184-1026 (280 amino acids)
Molecular function (GO): diacylglycerol cholinephosphotransferase activity
Source: RefSeq, a predicted model, not a curated record